CGCAGCUCACUCGCACGGGCGUUCCAAAGACGAUACCCAUUCACAGCAACGAACUGUUGGUCACGGGUGCAGCAUAAUCAUUUAUUCUACAUAUAUCGUCUAAUAGCCCGAUGGCUGGCCAAAGCAAAGGCCUUUUUGAACAGGAGAACAUUCAUCAAAGCAAAUCAACCCAUUGGAGUAGGCAGCCACAUCACAGACCUAUACUCAGCGAGACUUCGACCAACAUAGUGCUCCCCAGAGCAGCUGUUUUGUCCAAUCACUAUCCCACUGGCAAGCCGAGAAGUCUGCGACCGUCAACCGGUCAUACCCUCGAUGCGAUAGGAUCGAAGCCGGAAGCAGCAGCAGUCCCUACGAAGGAGCAGAGAUGGAAUGAAGACGGACACCGGGCUGCCGAGACAGCCACCAUGGUCGAGAUCAGCGUUACCCAUACGCCCCAGCUAAAACACGCGAACACUUUCCCGUGCACACCAAAUCCCAGGAUACCGCUGGAGGACCUCAUUGGAGAUUGCGAUGCCGCGAAACAUGUUGCGCCAGUAGAGGAGUCGCCCGAGGAGCAAAUUUCAUGGGUCCCAAACAGUUCCUCAAAUGUUAUGACACCCCAUCACAAACGAAAACGAGCACGAAGUUCGUCGCCUGUCUGUCCCACAACAUGCUCCCAGCAGCGCAAGGCGGCAUUGCAAGCCGCACAAACGCAGAGCGCCGACAAGCCCUCACCAGAAGCAGAUCCUACAGCUGACCUCUGGAGGCUUUAUGCAAAUGGCAAACCGAUCGAUAAUAUUGCUGAAUUGACAAAGUCAGCUUUCGAAGCAUCGCCGCGACCAUUGCUCGAAACUCCGGUCAGAAGCGGCGGAUUCCGACGAUGGGUAAGCACAGGGAACGAUUGGCCAAACAGUCGUAAUAAAAGGGUUUGCAUGAAUACCCGCACGAACAUCAAGUUGUGGCAGGAUCACACGGCGGCCGAGACCGGCGGGAAGAGUAAAGUCGCGGCGAUGGUCGAAAAGAUACAAGAGUCCUUGUCGUCUCAGAGUCUCUUGGCUGCACAACAUCAGAGUGUCAAUGAAAAGAGUGAGGCUCCCUCCAGCUCGAGUCCUCUUCCUGGGGUCAAAAUGGCGCGUACGCAGGAGCGGUCAGGCUUCAGUCCUGUGCGCAAGGCUGUGAUGAAAGACAGAUUCAAUCGGAGGGCAAUGGAUAUUCAUACCGAGUCAGCAGAUGAUGCUGACAGGAACCGCACAACACGUCAGCCGCCAGCCAUACUAGAACUCACCUUGGGUCAUUCCGUGGAAUCGAAAAAUAUAGUUGCAUCGGAUAUUCCGGGUUUAGCACCUUUACAUUUUCGCAAGCAGGGCCUACUUCCUGCGUAUAAAAGGCCCUCGAUCGUCAGAGCUCCUAUUGCGACGAAGCCCGAUGCCGUUGUCAAAGCUGGCCCAGUGUUAGCACAAGCAAUGGACGAGUUUGCUGAAGACUUCGAUCUCACGGCCGAUGACAUUGAUGAAAUCAUGGGCGAACUCCCUGCCGUUUCAGGAGGUUCAAAGCAGGGCUCGAUUGAGGACCGCGAAGCUGUUUCCCAUAGUAUCGAUCUUACUGAGACCGAUCAUAACUCCGGAUAUAGACCAAAUCCACGGAUACCACACCUGAAGAGCAACGAUGAUGAGUUUGGAGGAAGUGAUAUCGAUGAAGAUGAUUUUGCUCUAGCGGAUGUGUGCGCCACGCAAGCGCUUCGGGUCAGUCGAGAUUGACCACACUACGAUGAUCAUGUAGCUUAUGAAUGUAUAGAUGCUGCCUCAUGAACUCCA
Molecule: messenger RNA, 1793 nt
Organism: Dissoconium aciculare CBS 342.82
Lineage: Eukaryota; Fungi; Ascomycota; Dothideomycetes; Mycosphaerellales; Dissoconiaceae
Exons: 2
Coding region: 111-1736 (541 amino acids)
Source: RefSeq, a predicted model, not a curated record